GUUUUAGCAAUGGACUCCCUCACAGUAUCCAAUGGCAACUUUACAUUGGACCUUUUCAAAACGUUGACUCAAUCAUAUCCAGGCAAAAACCUUUUCUUUUCUUCGUGGAGUAUCUCAUCCGCUCUGGCCAUGGUCUAUUUGGGAGCAAGAAAUAAAACUGCCACCCAGAUGGCCAAGGUACUUCACUUCAGAGGAGGUACUGAAAGUUCUUCCCAGAAUCCAGAUUCUAAAGAUGAAAAGGUCCACCAUGAGUUCCAAGAACAGAUUUCUGAAAUCAAUCAACCCAAGAGCACCUAUUUGCUUAAAACUGCCAAUAGACUAUAUGGAGAAAAGACUUACCCUUUCCUUACUGAAUACAUGGAGCUUACUAAGAAAUAUUAUCAUGCAGAGGCUCAAGAGGUUAAUUUUUUAACUGCCGCGGACCAGGUCAGAAGUGAGAUCAACUCCUGGGUUGAAAGUCAAACUGAGCACAAAAUAAAGAACCUGCUGCCUGAAGAUGCUGUUGAUUCUCAGGCUGCAUUGGUUUUAGUAAAUGCUAUUUACUUCAAAGGAAAGUGGGAAAAGAGAUUUAAGGAAGAACAUACGACUAAAGCAGAUUUCAGACUGAGUAAGACCACAUCAACAUCUGUGCAAAUGAUGUUUCUGAGAGAGACAUUUCCAAUUUUCCAUGUCAGCAUCUUGAAGGUCAAUAUCCUUGAGCUUCCUUACGUUAACAAUGACCUCAGCAUGCUCAUCCUACUUCCUGAUGACAUCACAGAUGAGUCUACGGGUCUGGAACUGCUGGAAAAAGAAUUAACGUAUGAGAGAUUAUCCAUAUGGACCAGUCCAGAAAUGAUGGAGAAAAUGGAAGUGGAGGUUCACUUGCCCAGGGUCAAGUUGGCCGAGAGUUAUGACCUGAAGAUGACUUUACGCAGCUUGGGAAUGACAGUCGCCUUCAGCCAAAGUCAAGCUAACCUCACAGGAAUGUCCCAGAAAAACGACUUGUUUCUGUCACAGGUGUUUCACAAGUCUUUUGUGGAGGUCAAUGAAGAAGGCACGGAGGCAUCGGCUGCCACUGCAGGGGUUGUCUCUGUAAGAACAUCUCAGCAGCCGGUGGUAUUUAAAGGAGACCACCCCUUCCUCUUCUUUAUCAGACACAACAAAACAAAAAGCAUCCUCUUCUUUGGCAGGUUCUGUACUCCUUAGGAAGCUUUGUGUCACCUCUGCCGU
This is a messenger RNA of Euleptes europaea (tarantolino), 1209 nucleotides long. RefSeq names its product serpin B10-like. Lineage: Eukaryota; Metazoa; Chordata; Lepidosauria; Squamata; Sphaerodactylidae. The record is from RefSeq and is a predicted model, not a curated record. The coding region runs from base 10 to 1185 and encodes 391 amino acids. The transcript has 7 exons. Gene Ontology annotation, biological process: negative regulation of endopeptidase activity. Gene Ontology annotation, molecular function: serine-type endopeptidase inhibitor activity.